This is a messenger RNA of Morone saxatilis (striped sea-bass), 3252 nucleotides long. RefSeq names its product CDK5 regulatory subunit associated protein 1-like 1 (gene cdkal1). The record is from RefSeq and is a predicted model, not a curated record. Gene Ontology annotation, cellular component: endoplasmic reticulum. Gene Ontology annotation, biological process: tRNA methylthiolation. NCBI's taxonomy places the organism in Eukaryota, Metazoa, Chordata, Actinopteri, Moronidae. Gene Ontology annotation, molecular function: 4 iron, 4 sulfur cluster binding; tRNA (N(6)-L-threonylcarbamoyladenosine(37)-C(2))-methylthiotransferase activity.
CUACCGUAUCUACGCACAAGUAUGGCGGCCUAAGAGUUGUGACAACUGUUUUGAUGGUGUAAAGAAUCGUUUUUUCCAUUUCUAAAACAUCCUUUCCUCGGAAUUCGUGUUUAUUUGAACUAAUAAGCACAUUGCGACUCAGACCAUCAUGCCGUCCGCUUGUGACUCUCUGAUUGAAGACAUCGAGGACAUGGUGUCUUCUAGCGAUCCCACACCUCACGAGAGACAGUCUGCAAGAAAGAGUAUCAUACCGAGGUCCCGGAAGAAAAAAGAGCUGAACCAUGAGGAGCUCCAUGCUGACAGUUUGAUACCUGGCACCCAAAAAAUCUGGAUGAAAACGUGGGGCUGCAGUCAUAACAACUCAGAUGGUGAAUACAUGGCCGGACAGCUGGCUGCCAGUGGAUACAAGAUGACGGAUGACCCAACAGAAGCAGACCUGUGGUUACUCAACAGCUGUACUGUGAAAAAUCCUGCAGAGGACCACUUCAGAAACUCAAUCAAGUGUCUGAAUGCAUGUACCUACUGUAAGACUAAGCAUGCCAGAGGAGACCUGGCCAGCUAUCCCAUCGAGGAGCUAGCCGAGAGAGCCAGGCAGUCUUUCCAGGAGGGAGUGUGUGAGAUCUGGUUGACCAGUGAGGACACAGGAGCUUAUGGUAGAGACAUAGGGACAGACCUGCCCACAUUGCUCUGGAGAUUGGUGGAGGAAAUUCCUGAAGGGGCCAUGCUGAGGCUGGGUAUGACCAACCCACCAUAUAUCCUGGAACACCUAGAGGAAAUGGCUAAGAUAUUGAAUCAUCCACGUGUCUAUGCCUUCCUCCAUGUUCCUGUGCAAUCGGCCUCAGACAGCGUCCUGAUGGACAUGAAAAGAGAGUACUGCAUUGAUGACUUCAGAAGAGUGGUGGACUUCCUCAAAGAGAGGGUCCCAGGUGUAACCAUAGCUACAGAUAUAAUCUGUGGUUUUCCUGGAGAGACAGAAGAAGACUUCCAAGAGACCGUAGACUUGGUGAAACUCUACCGAUUCCCAAGUCUCUUCAUCAACCAGUUUUACCCCAGACCCGGUACACCUGCCGCAAAGAUGGAGCAAGUACCAGCACAUGUGAAGAAGCAGAGGACUAAAGAGCUGUCACAACUCUUCCACUCUUACAAUCCCUAUGACCAUAAGGUAGGGGAGAGGCAACAUGUGUUGGUGACCGAGGAGUCAUUUGAUGCCCAAUACUACGUGGCUCACAACAAGUUCUACGAACAGGUGCUGGUACCUAAGAGGGCUGAGUUCAAAGGGAAGAUGAUUGAGGUGGACAUCUAUGAGGCAGGAAAACACUUCCUGAAAGGCCGACCAGUAGAAGACAGCAAGCCCUUCACUCCCUCCCUCGCUGUGCCCCUUCAGAAGGGAGAGGUGUCUGGCCUGAUGCAGGAACAGAUGGCCAAUGGUGUCCAAGGUCCUGCUUCUAUGACGUCUUCGUCUGGUUUGUUGACUGGCUCUUACAGUCUGGACGGGGAAGGACUGAAGAAGCUGGGAAUUGGGCUUGUUCUGGCAGCAGCCAUCCUGGCCUUCAUCAUAGAGAAACUGUACUGAUGGAGCAACUGCAACCUAGGAGAAGAAAAGGGAGAGGACAGUGACAUACUAGGAGCCUAAACAGUGUCUUUUAAGUUGGUGAAUACAGAGAUAAAGCUGUCUCCUUAGAUCACAUGCUGUCAUCCCAUUUUAAAUUAACCCAAAGAAUAAAAGACAAGGUCAGUGACACCUACAAAGUCAUGGAUUAUAUAAAUGUCCUGUGAGACUUCUGGUUUUUAGUACGGUUAUGUUUAAUUUUUAAUUGAAGGACAUAGUUAGAAGUCUUUUUACUCUGUUUUCUCCAAACAAAGUGAUGUCACUGUCUUUUUCUGUCAGUGAAGUAGGAACAACCACAUGGGCAAUAACAGGUCAACUGUCUAAGACAGACCUCAGUGAACUCUUUUUAUACAAGCCUUUUUGUUACAAAUUACACAUUUGUUAAACUAGAUGUUAUUUAGAAUCUAUUUCAAGUACAUAUUCUGAUUGAUAUUUUAGUUUUAUUAUGAGAGUGAAAGAUGAGAAAGUGUGUAGGUUGUUUCAGGCUUGGUCUGUUGUUCACUGAGGGCUGCAGUCUGACAUUGUCCAUAAACUGGUGAACGAAAUAAUGUUUUUCAACUAGUUGAACACAUUCAAGUCAUCUGUACCAGAACAAAGUCUAAGAAUGAGCAUGAAGAUUUCAAAAUAUUAGAGUUUUUCAUCCGUGCUUUUGAUGGAUUGAAUUGUGCUUACUUAACAGUAUGUACAGUAUACAGUUUUUUUGUUCUCCAGAAAGGAGUAAUUAAGUGUAUAAUACUCUGAUGAAAGGUAAUUUGUAUCCUUCAUUUCAAAGUAUUUAUUUUUGAAUAAGAGAAAGGACUGUAUAGUUUUCAGAUCUUCAUAGCAAACGUCUUUGAAGUUGUUGUAGCAUCUCAUUUUGUUCAAGGGGUUGUUCAGAAAGGUUUUUAUUUGUUUCAUUUUAUGGUUUUUGCCUCAUACAUCAACUUCAAGUGGAAUUAAUUUAUAAUGUACGUCUUACUUGAUUAGUUAUAACAUAAAGGACAACUGGCAAGAUGGAUGCUGCUAAUUGCUGGUUGUUUGUCAUUUUAUCAACACCACACACCCAUUGUGAUUUAUUUUAUUUGGACUGUACUGUACUGUGAUGACUUGCUGUGGUGCCCACUUAAAGGGUUAUUUGAUAUUUUCUCACUCACCUGUAUUUUAGUUGAUAUCACACUCUGAGAUCUUUGCUGUCACCCUAGUACAAUAAAGGUGAAUGGAGUUCCAUUUGUGGUGCUCUCAGCAUUAGAUCAACAACACAGGUAUGAUACACUUAAAACCCAUAGAGAACACUAGCAUUGGGUUUCAUAGGGACUGAUAUAGGAAUGUUUCAGUGAAAAGUGUUUAUAGGGAGAUCUGUGGCUCUUAAGGAAACCACCUUAAAUGUCCCUUGUAUUAGGUUGGCAGCAGAAGUCUCAGAGGCAGUUAUCUUAAAACCAACCUGUUAGCACUGCUACACAUUACUAGAGGUAAGUGAGGAAUGUUUGUCUUUUUCUGUAAUUCAGGAGAACUGACCCUGCAAUACAACUUAUUUGCUGAAAUGUCUAUUAUGUGGGUUGUCUGAGUCACUACUGAGACAGACUGUAUUGUUUUUGUUGAUUAGCAAUGUCCCAGCCAUCUAAAACAUUUAAAUAAAGGACAGAAUCAAUUUGUCAUGAGUUAAA